Messenger RNA from Acanthoscelides obtectus, 3455 nucleotides. NCBI's taxonomy places the organism in Eukaryota, Metazoa, Arthropoda, Insecta, Coleoptera, Chrysomelidae. The record is from the annotation of a GenBank genome assembly.
AAGUUGGUACAUGAAUAUUUUGAGGCAAAGCCCGGAUCACAGUGUUGAAAAAGAAGACAUCUUCAGACCCUCGUAUACGGAAAGCAACAAGAGGGGCGCCCACAGCCCGUAUAGAAACUAUCAAGCCUGAUGGUUGAUAAUAUAUCCGUUGAUUUGAACUGCAAAGCUUUCAGACGUGCCUUGAUUGCCGUCCACUGUCCACCUCUGCUACUGCCAGAGGUCCGUAUUCUUAGUGCUAUUGGCGCCGGUCAUCGUCACUACACAACAUGUACAAAGUGACAGCUGCGUUUCUGACAUGUUUGUUUACUGUCAACGCCUACAGACUACAGAAAGAUGUUCGUCCGGAACAUUACAAGCUUGAAAUCAUCUCAUAUCUAGGUGAAAAGGACAAUUUCAAUUUUGAUGGCAAAGUUUGGAUAGAUACUAGCUGCGUUAAGCCUACGAGUAAUAUAACUCUCCAUUCAAAAGACCUAACCAUCAAGGAGGGUGAAAUUAACAUAAAGGACGUUUCAAGUAAUGAUAGCAAAACGCAAAAGAUUAGCAAAAUCAACUAUGACAAAGAGAACGAUUUCUUGAUUAUCCUGUUGACAGAACCAUUAAAAGAGGAUCAUAAAUACGAAAUUUAUAUUCCGUUCAGUGGGAAACUUGACGAUGGACUUGCUGGAUUCUACAGGAGUAGCUAUUAUGACAAAAAGAAGAAGGAGAAAAGAUGGCUGGGAGUUACACAAUUCGAAGCUAUCAGUGCACGAAGGGCCUUCCCUUGUUUCGAUGAGCCGGAAAUGAAGGCGACCUUUGACAUCAGCAUUGGAAGAAAAGAUGGAUACCGGGCAAUCAGCAACAUGCCCCUACUCAACACAGAGCCACUAAAAGAAAAAGAAGGCUGGUUCUGGGACCGUUUCGACACGUCCGUCCCGAUGUCGACCUACUUGGUAGCCUACAUCGUAUCAGACUUAGACUACAAAACGGCUGACAAAAGCAGUAACAACGUGACCUUCAGAAUUUGGGCCCGAAAAGACGCAUUGAGCCAAGUGGAAUUUGCGAAGGAAGUUGGCCCAAAGGCUUUGGAGUAUUACGAGAAGUUCUUCGAUGUUAAGUACCCGUUGCCUAAACAAGACAUGGUUGCUAUUCCAGACUUCAGCGCUGGCGCUAUGGAAAACUGGGGAUUGAUCACCUACAGGGAAGCCUAUCUCCUCUACGACCAGAACAUCUCAUCUAAGUCAAGCCAACACAGCGUAGCCUCAGUCAUAGCCCACGAACUAGCCCAUCAAUGGUUCGGCAAUCUGGUUACGAUGAAAUGGUGGACUGACUUAUGGUUGAACGAAGGUUUCGCUACAUACAUGGCAAGCUUGGCAGUUGAACAUCUCUUCCCCCAGUGGAAUUCUUUAGAGGAAGAGGGAGCUGAGAAUAUGAUCAGCGUUUUUUCGUUUGAUUCGCUGAGGACUUCACAUCCGGUAUCAGUUCCAAUCGGGGAUCCAAAAGAAAUCGACGAAAUCUUCGACACAAUCUCAUACAAGAAGGGAUCAUCCCUUCUCCGGAUGAUGAGCCUAUUUUUGGGAGAAGAAACAGUCAGAAAGGGUGUCAGCAAAUACUUGAACAAACAUAAGUUCAGCAACGCAGAACAAGACGACCUGUGGGAAUGUUUAACUGAAGAAGCGCAUAAAAAUAAAGUUUUGCCUGGCAAUUUGACCGUGAAGACUAUUAUGGAUACGUGGACAUUGCAGACUGGAUAUCCUGUUAUCACCGUGACCAGGGAUUAUGAGAAAAAAAAUGCGAUUGUUUCUCAGGCAAGGUUCUUGAAAGAUAUCGUCAACUUCAAAGAUAACUCAAACCCGUGUUGGUGGAUUCCUUUGACUUAUUCUACGAAGAGUAACCUAAGUUUCCAUAAAUCAACACCAGAACACUGGAUAUCUUGUCCAUCGGACUCGCAAGUUAUUGAAAAUUUGGGUGCCCAAGAUGAGUGGAUAAUUUUCAACAACAAAAUGGCUGGUAAAGGAAUAUAAUGUCCACAAUACUGCAAAAAAGUCAUGGAAGAUUAAUACAAAAAUAUUGAGCAUGUCAAUAUCAAGCUAGCUUCUCGAACUGUCCCAAUCAAUUUUAAAUUGUAUCACUCAUGGAUUUGAAGCUUUUAAUUUUAGUAGUAUUUUGUGAUCCUAAAAGUGAAAAUAGAUUGGAGCUCUAUCUAAUAAAAAUGUUUGCUGUAAAUAUUCAAGAUGCUUCUAGUUACUUAUUAUUUACGCGUAUUGUUCAGGAAUAUACAGGGUGAACUACGAUGCCAAGAACUGGAAACUCUUAACAGAAUAUCUGCAAAGCGAAGAAUACUCCAAAAUCCCAGUUUUGAAUAGAGUUCAACUGAUCAAUGAUGCUGCCGACUUGGCGUUUGUUGGUAGAUUGGAAUACGACGUAUUUUUCGACCUCGUAAAAUAUCUUAAAAUGGAAGAAGGAUACCUGCCUUGGAAAGCAGCUCUUGGAAAAACCGGAAGUUUGACAACUCAUUUGAAAAAGUCAUCUGUAUAUGGAAUCUACAAGGAAUACAUGAAGCAACUCUUGACACCAAUCUACUCAAAAGUGGGAGGCUUAGAGAUUUCAAAGACGAAGGCAGAUGAGCUGGAAUCGAUUAAACUACAAGUUAUGGUAGCUGGUAAAGCCUGCAAAUUCGAAGUAGCAAACUGCAUCGCUCAUUCACAAGAGUUGUUCAAGAAGUUGAAGGAGAAUCCACAAGGAGAGAAUCCCAUUCCAAAAGAUCUUCGUGGCGUCGUUUACUGCACAAGCCUGAAGCACGGAGGGGCAGACGAAUGGGAAUUCUUAUGGAAGAAGUUCCAGAAUUCCAACGUCGCAACCGAAAAGAACACUUUACUGAACGCCCUGGGGUGUACCCAAGAAGUGUGGCUACUUACGAGAUACCUAGAAUGGUCAUUGGAUGACACCAAGAUCAGGAGGCAAGACAGCGCGUCAGUUUUCGGUGCUGUUGCUAGAAACGAUGUGGGAUUCUAUAUCGCUAGGUCUUUCUUCUACGAGAAGAUUAAGGACGUCAUCAAACACUUACAACCAAAUAAGAGGAGGAUUAGCAGAUACCUCAACUCGCUUGCGAAUCAGAUGACAGAAAACAAAGAUGAACAAGAGUUCGAACAAUUUAUCGAGAAAAAUAAAGACAGCUUCUCCGAGGUGAAGAAAGCGGUUGAGCAAUCCUUGGAGACAGUGAAGAUCAACAUCCAAUGGCAGAACAAGCAUGCGAGCAACAUAAAAAAUAUACUGACGAAAUACGCGCAUAGUUCAUAGAUUUGCUUCAUCUUUUAGUUAUAGCGAAUAUUGAGGACUGAUUCAAACAUAAGCUCCAAAGGAAGUGAUUUAUUAAUUACUGUCGCAGUGUCUCCUCAAAUUAAAUGUACUUAAAUUAUUUUAACAGUAUCAAUAUGCCUUGUUUAGGUAUCAUCCAAUAAAAAUUUACCAUCAAGCAA